AUGGCUGAUGCUGAUAUCAAACCUGAAGUGCACAAGCUUAUACAUGAUUUGGUGUUGCACAUUCAUAAAAAUGAACCAGACAUUGAAAAAAGCAUUUUGGUUUUCCUUCCAACAUACUAUUCACUGGAGCAACAAUGGUUCCUUCUGAAACCAUUUAAUACAGCAUUCAAAGUUCAUAUUUUACAUAGCAGUAUUGACACUGAUCAAGCUCUCAAUGCUAUGAAAAUCUGCAAGUCCCGUUGUAAGGUAAACCUCUCUUUCAGGUUUUUUUUUGGGUUUUGCUGUCCUGACGGGAAGAGAGGGGAAGAGGAACAAGGCAUGGAUGCUAAUGGUUCUGCCCAAUUCCCGAAAAAUUCAGACCAAAAAUGUGAUAGAAAAAUGGAAUCAUGA
Messenger RNA from Ilex paraguariensis (yerba mate), 390 nucleotides. Lineage: Eukaryota; Viridiplantae; Streptophyta; Magnoliopsida; Aquifoliales; Aquifoliaceae. The record is from the annotation of a GenBank genome assembly.